Molecule: messenger RNA, 864 nt
Organism: Naegleria gruberi
Lineage: Eukaryota; Heterolobosea; Eutetramitea; Acrasida; Naegleriidae
Exons: 1
Coding region: 1-864 (287 amino acids)
Source: RefSeq, a predicted model, not a curated record
AUGAAACAACAAACAGAUCACCAAUUAAUUCCCUUGCUCGAACUGUUGGGUCUAAAGGUUGAUCUUGCUCCUCUUGCAAUGCAUACAAAACCAAUAUUAUCGAAACUAGUGACAAAUUCCGAUAUUAUGAAAGCUGUUUCAAAGAUAAAUUCGUUCGGAAAUGAUGAAUUCUCUACUAGAUCUCCACUCUUUUCCAUUUGCUUUAAAAGUGUAAAAACAUUUGAACCCACCUCAAACCACUUCACUAGACCAAAAGAAACGAUUCAGGAGAAUAUUUUGAACAAGUACGUUCAGAUAAUCGAUGUGGAUGCACAGAGGAAACAAGUCUAUUUCAAAAUUAAAACUGGAAUUGAGAAGAAUGACGGAACUGGAUUAUUUGAGAGAUAUGUAAUUAUUGGAAAAUUCGAUUCUACUAAUUAUGGAUUCAUAUUUGAUAUGAGUAAUUACACUUCUUCUCCUCCAAAGUCAAUUGAGAAAAUGUAUAAAGACAACACUCCAAAUAAUUAUAAGAAGAAGUGUAAAGCCUCUCAAAGUGGAGGAGGAACCAAAUAUCAAGACAAUAAGGAUAUUGGUAUAAAAAGAAUUGGGUAUUCUGGUUUCGUUAUUAGUAAUACAGAUCACAAGCUCAGGCUAAAGAGAGACACAAGAUGUAGGAGGGAUGUUACAUCAGAACGCAAUAUUCCUCUAUCAUUGACAACACCUGUCAACAAAACAUACGGAUUAUAUUUUACUUCAACUAAAUAUUAUAGUGGAAAGUUUGAUAUUGGCUUUUACAACUUUGAAACUACAAGGAGAGGUACAUAUGAAACUGGAACAACUUUUAAUUAUUACACAACAGAAUUGACUCAGGAUAUUUCCACUUAA